UUGUGUUGUACUUACAAAUGCUAUAAAUUUCAAGGAAUACACUAAAACUGACCCACAACCACUAGAAGAUCACCUUGCAAUGUCUCCAAUGGCUUCCAUUCCUCAAUACCACUCUGAUUACACUUUCUGUAACGAACUCUGCGAAUUCUUCCCACCUCCUUUCGCCGCCGGCAACAUUGGCGGCGCCGCCGCAAUGUGGGCUGACCAAAACUUACCCUUAUUCUUCGACAAUGGAGCAUCAGUAGUACUUGAUGACGUGGUGCCACCGGAACAGGACGUCACGUCAUCGUCGUUUUCGACUAGGACACCGUUUCCGGAGCGAUUUGGGGUGUCGGACAUGGCGGUGCCUGUGUCGCCGGAGUUCAAUAUGGGUUUACGUGACAUUGCCGGAACUCAGAGUGCUCUUGAUUUAGCUGGUUUCAACCACCAAGAUGUUUGCGAGUUGGGUGAGAAAUGCAAUGGGUUUGUGCAUGAUUUUCGGACAGUUUAUCCCUCUAAUUCCAAUGAUAAUUGGGGUUUUCAAGUUAAUCAAGCUCCAGCUAUGGAAGAACCCAGUAUGCCGGUUGGAAGGUACUCGGUAGAAGAAAGGAAGGACAGAAUUCUCAGAUAUCUCAAGAAGAGAAAUCAAAGGAACUUCAACAAAACUAUCAAGUAUGCAUGUCGCAAGACCUUAGCUGACAAGAGGGUUCGAGUUCGCGGAAGAUUCGCCAAAAACAAUGAGCUGCUAUGCGAAUCAGAAUUACCAGUAACUAACAACAACAACACUUCUCACCAAGACACUGAAUUUUACCACGAUGAAACUAUUAAGAUCAAACAUGACGAGGAGGAUUGGCUACAAGAGGCUAUGGCGAGUCUCAUGUAUUUACCAUAUAUUUCUGGGUGAUUGUUACUAUGUAUAAUUAAUUACAAUGGUCUCAUUCACCUAUGGAAGACUGUAGAAGUUUCAAUAUUAUGUACAACCUCAUGUAUUAUUAAUGAAGAUCUUCUUAUUUGGUUUCGGACAACAUACUAUCGACUACUG
Molecule: messenger RNA, 1021 nt
Organism: Camellia sinensis
Lineage: Eukaryota; Viridiplantae; Streptophyta; Magnoliopsida; Ericales; Theaceae
Gene: ASML2
Product: activator of spomin::LUC2
Biological process (GO): regulation of flower development
Cellular component (GO): nucleus
Molecular function (GO): protein binding; DNA-binding transcription factor activity
Source: RefSeq, a predicted model, not a curated record